Messenger RNA from Closterium sp. Yama58-4, 915 nucleotides. NCBI's taxonomy places the organism in Eukaryota, Viridiplantae, Streptophyta, Zygnematophyceae, Desmidiales, Closteriaceae. The record is from the annotation of a GenBank genome assembly.
AUGUUUCACACUCGCAUUCGCUUUCCUUUCUCUCCCUCGGUCCUCUGCUUCCUCUCGAUUCCGGCCAAACGGGAGCUUCCAACCCCUUCCCGCCUCCUCGUCUUCCUUCUCGCCACCCCAAUUCGCGUUCCCGCCUCCCCGUUUCCCCUUUCCGCUCCCCAGUACCCCUUCCGGUCACCCCGUUUCCCCUUCCCGCUCUCCGGUUCCCCUUCCAGCCUCUCCGUUUCCCCUUCCCGCUCCCCGUUUCCCCUUCCCACCACCCCGUUUCCCCAUCCCGCUCCCCGUUACCCCUCCCCGCCUCCCCAUUUCCCCUUCCCGCCUCCCCGUUUCCCCUUCCCGCCUCCCCAAUUCCCCUUUCCGCCACCCCGUUUCCCCUUCCCGCUCCCCAUUACCCCUUCCCGCCUUCCCGUUAACCCUUCCCGCCUCCCCAAUUCCCGUUCCCGCCUCCUCGUUUCCCCGUCCCGUUCCCGUUUCCCCUUCCCGCCUUCCCGUUUCCCCGUCCCGCUCCUCGUUUCCCCUUCCCUCCUCCCCGUUUCCCCUUCCCGCUCCCCGUUUCCCCUUCCCACCUCCCCGUUUCCCCUUCCCGCCUCCCCAAUUCCCCUUUCCGCCAACCCGUUUCCCCUUCCCGUCUCCCCAUUACCCCUUUCCGCCUCCCCGAUUUUCCUUCCCCCUCCCCAUUUCCCCUUCCCGCCUCCCCGUUUCCCCUUCCCGCUCCCCGUUUCCCCUUCCCACCACCCCGUUCCCCCAUCCCGCUCCCCGUUACCCCUCCCUGCCUCCCCAUUUCCCCUUCCGCCUCCCCGUUUCCCCUUCCCGCCUCCCCAAUUCCCCUUUCCGCCACCCCUUUUCCCCUCCCCGUCUCCCCAUUACCCCUUUUCCCCCCUUUCUCCCUCUCGUUUACUCCCCUUUCCCCUCUGA